CGCACUGAGCAUGCGUGCGACACUGGGUAACUUAAUGGAGGACAAUCUUUCCUACCCAUGGUGAAUUGUGAACAAAUAAUCUUCUGCUUUUGGAGAUUUUGAAGUAGCAAUCACUCAUUACUUGGUCGUCAAGCAAAUGUUUGGCGAUAGACCAGUCGAUUGCGAUCGACCGGUUGGUGACCACUGGAGGAAAGGAAUGCAGUACUGAGGCAGAAGGUUCGUAGUGAGGACGACUGACUACUACUCUGAACUGUGUGUGACACUGGACAACUCCAGGAUGGCAACAGACACUGCAUCCCAGCAGACUCCUGGCUCCAAGAUCAUGACUUUUCACCCUUCCAUGGAGGAGUUUAAGGACUUCAGCCGUUACAUCGCCUACAUGGAGUCACAAGGAGCUCACCGAGCUGGAAUGGCUAAGGUUAUUUCACCCAAAGACUGGAAGCCCAGACGUACUUAUGAUGACAUAGAUGACCUGGUGAUCCCUGCUCCUAUACAGCAAGUGGUGACUGGCCAGUCCGGUCUCUUCACACAGUACAACAUCCAAAAGAAACCCAUGACCGUCCGAGAGUUCCGCAAGACUGCCAACACAGACAAGUUCUGUAACCCCCGAUAUGUGGAUUUUGAUGAGCUGGAGAGAAAGUUUUGGAAGAACCUGACUUUUAACCCCCCUCUCUAUGGAGCAGAUGUCAACGGAACACUCUAUGAUCCAGACGUGACAGAGUGGAACAUUGGUCAUCUGAACACUAUCCUGGACACUGUGGAGAGGGAGAGUGGGAUCAAGAUCAAAGGGGUAAACACUCCUUACCUGUAUUUUGGCAUGUGGAAGAGUACCUUCGCCUGGCACACUGAAGACAUGGAUCUCUACAGCAUCAACUACCUUCACUUUGGAGAGCCCAAGUCCUGGUAUGUUGUUCCCCCUGAACAUGGGAAGAGAUUGGAGCGACUCGCUAAAGGGUUUUUCCCUGGGAGUGCUCAGAGCUGUGAAGCUUUCCUGCGGCACAAGAUGACUCUAAUCUCACCCUCCAUCCUGAAGAAAUACGGCAUACCAUUUGAGAAGAUCACCCAGGAAGCAGGCCAGUUCAUAGUGACCUUCCCUUUUGGCUACCAUGCUGGUUUCAACCACGGCUUCAACUGUGCAGAGUCCACCAACUUUGCCACACAGCGAUGGAUUGAUUAUGGCAAAAUAGCCACACUGUGCUCGUGCCGUAAAGACAUGGUGAAGAUCUCCAUGGAUGUGUUUGUGAGGAAGUUCCAACCAGAUCGCUACAAGGCAUGGAAGGCAGGGAAAGACAACAUUCCUAUUGACCACUCCAAGCCCACGCCAGAGGCUGCUGAGUUCCUGACGGGAGAGAAGACAGGAGAGCCUGGGAAGGAGGGUCCAAGCCUCAGCGAGGCCUCUGACCAGGAGGAGGACACCCCAGGCACCACUGCACAGGAGGAGACUAGCAACCUGAAGCUAAAGGUUGGGAAAAAGCGCCAACGGGAAGCAGUUGUGGAGGCAAAGGAGGAUGAAGACACUGAACAAGCUAAGGAGGAAGGAGAGGUAGCGCAAAAGAAAGUCAAGCUGGAUAAGUGGAGUGGAGGACACACCCCAGCACACAAAGAGCCGAAGCCGGAGGACGUUAAAAAUGAGCUAACAAAGCUACCACCCAACGCACAGACCAACCGAAACACAAACGCCAGCCGAAAGCUAGCACUUCAGAUGAAAGCCAAUAACUCUAUUAAAUCCACUCUAAUUAAGUCUCAGCCACAGACUAACAGUCAGUCAACCCAACCAGCAGUACCAGGCCCCUCCUCCCAGAGCUCAGAGAAGGCCGGCCCCAGUGAGGAUGUGAAGCAUCCAGUACCAGCCAACAGCCCUAGCCCUGCUCACCGACUCUUCCAGAGGACCCUGAGCCCGACAGACGUGCUGCACGUCCACAGCUACGCCAAAGGAGACUACAGCGAGGGAGAGAGCAAGGAGGACAUGAGGAGCAAUAGUAGUGACAGUGAAGCAGAGGAACAGGACGACAGCAAGGGGGCAGAAGAGGUAGCGGAGGAUGAAGGUGUGCAAAGCAAACUGGGGAAGCUGCCUCGCCAUCACCCUCUGAUGAAGGACAGCAUGAGUGACGAGGAGCUGCCAGAGCAGCCCCCAGUAGAAGAGGAUGGGUUAGAGGGAGAGUUGUGGGCCAAGCCCUUUGUCCAUCUGUGGCAGAACAGACCCCCCAGCCUGAAGAGAGAGAAGGAGUACAACCGUCGCAUGGGCCUCCAGGUCCCAUACUGCUCCGUGUGCUCAUUGUUCCAGACCUACCAGCGGACGGAGUGUGCUGAUGACUGUAAGGACACUCCAGUGGUGUUGCCUGGAGGCAGACUGAGGACUAAGCCUCUGAUCGCUGAGAUGUGUUUCACUACCACCACUGAGCCAGAGGAGGGUGCUGAGGAGCAGGCGCUUGGAGCCCUGGCGCCCACCACCCCUCACCUGGAGCCAGACGGCACCAGCCUGCUCAUCAGCUGCUCCCACUGCAGUGUCCGCAUACACACCAGCUGUUAUGGCGUGGAUCCAAAGAUUGUUACUAAGGAUUGGAAGUGUGCUCGCUGUAAGGCCAACGCCAUGACUGAGAGUUGCUGUUUGUGUUCGCUGAGGGGUGGAGCCUUGCAGAAAGCCAACAACAACAAGUGGGUCCAUGUGCUGUGUGCAGUAGCAGUGUUGGAGGCUCGCUUUGUGAACAUCACUGAGAGAAGCCCUGUGGAUCUGAGUGGGAUUCCUCUACAGAGGUUUAAACUGAAAUGUUACUACUGUAAGAAGAGGAUGAAGAAGACGUCCGGGUGCUGUGUGCAGUGUUCCCAUGGCCGCUGUUCUACGGCCUACCACCCUACCUGUGCCCAGGCCGCUGGGGUCCUCAUGCAGCCAGACGAGUGGCCUUUCGUGGUCUACGUCACCUGCUGCCGGCACAAGGGCCCUAUUCAGACAGAGCGUAACAAAGCAGCCAUGCAUGAGCUCACCGUGGGACAGAGGGUGAUCUGUAAGCACAAAAAUGGCCGCUACUACCAGUGUGACGUGGUGCAGCUUUCCAAGGAGACGUUCUAUGAAGUCAACUUUGAUGACGGCUCCUUCAGCGACAACCUCUUUCCCGAGGACAUCGUGAGCCGGAAUUGUGCCCAGCUAGGCCCCCCAUCGCAGGGGGAGGUGGUGCAGGUCCGGUGGACAGAUGGUCUAGUCUACGGGGCCAAGUUUGUGGCUGCUCACGUCAUCCAAAUGUACCAGGUGGAGUUUGAAGACGGGUCACAACUAACAACCAAGAGAGAUGAUGUCUAUACCCUUGAUGAGGAGCUGCCCAAGAGAGUCAAGUCAAGACUGUCCAAAGCGUCAGACAUGCGUUUCGAUGGUAUAUUUGAGGACAAGGAGGCCAUCCAGCAGUCGAAGAGGCAGAGAGUGAUCAACUCACGGUACAGAGGAGACUACAUCGAACCUGUGAUCUACAGAGCCAUCAUGGAGUAGCCUGCCGACUACAGCAUGGAGUAGCCUACUCUACCAACAAAUCACCAGCACUGAUAUUCCUUAUCCAGACUUCAGCUCACAUUACCUUAAUUUAUCCACUGAGUGAGUAAGUGUAGCUCUGACUAAAGGACUUCCUCUGAAAAUAACUGUCCAACCCCUAGUUUAGACUGUCUUUUUCUUCAAUUCAUCCCUUCAUCAUUCCAUCAUUAGGCACUGGUUUCCCAGACACUGUUUAAGCCUUGUCCUGGACCAAAAAUAUCUUUCCAGAACUAGGCUUGAUCUGUGUCCAGGAAACCUGUCCCUAUGGUUAUUACCAUCCAUGUCACAUUUUAUGCUACUCUGCCAGUGCCCAGUAUCAGUAAUUUGUGUAUUGAAUGAAGUGAUAUUGGCCCUUGAUUUUUGCUCCCAAACAAGAUGUAAACUUUCUGAUAAUAACAAUUCACUCAAUAUAAUUCAGUGGUAGGAAGGAAUUCCUCAAGGGAGUGAAGCAGACACAAAAGUUAUUGCCACUCAUCCUCAUAAACACUUGUGUUUUCUGACUCAAUAUUUGACAAUGUUUGCCAGUUGUUAUUUUACGUACAUAUGUAUAUAUUUUCCUAUGUAUAAUGAACAAAAAUAUUAACACAACAUGCAACAAGUUCAAUGAUUUUACUGAGUUACAGUUCAUAUAAGGAAAUCAGUCAAUUGAAAUAAAUAAAUUAGGCCCUAAUCUAUGGAUUUCACAUGACUAGGCAGGGACGCAGCCAUGGGUGGGCCUGGGAGGACAUAAGCUCAUCCACUUGGGAGCUAGGCCCCGCCAAUCAGAACACAAUUUUUGCCCAAAAAAGGGCUUUAUUAUAGACAGAAAUUGGAUGUACUGCCAAAUUCUCUAAAAUGAAGGAAGCAGCUUAUGGUAGAGAAAUGAACAUUACAUUUUCUGGCAAAUGCUCUGGUGGAUAUUCCUGCA
This is a messenger RNA of Oncorhynchus tshawytscha (Chinook salmon), 4424 nucleotides long. RefSeq names its product lysine-specific demethylase 4A-like. The record is from RefSeq and is a predicted model, not a curated record. Gene Ontology annotation, cellular component: nucleus. Gene Ontology annotation, molecular function: histone H3K36 demethylase activity; histone H3K9 demethylase activity. The coding region runs from base 278 to 3478 and encodes 1066 amino acids. The transcript has 23 exons. NCBI's taxonomy places the organism in Eukaryota, Metazoa, Chordata, Actinopteri, Salmoniformes, Salmonidae. Gene Ontology annotation, biological process: chromatin remodeling.